GAGGACUCAGUGGUUUCAAGCAGAACCAUGAAAACCUCUGCGAUAACUCCCUCCAGCUGCAAGAGUGCCCGGAGGGGGGAGGAGGGGGCGGCGCGUCUGCUGUGCCCCCCACGCUACCUCAGUCCAUCCCUACUACGCCAGACAUUGAGAACGCUGAGCUCACCCCUAUCCUGCCCUUCCUCUUCCUUGGAAAUGAGCACGAUGCUCAGGACUUGGAGAAAAUGCAGAGGAUGAACAUAGGCUACAUAAUCAAUGUGACCACCCACCUCCCCCUGUACCAUUAUGAGAAAGGUCUGUUCAACUACAAGCGGCUCCCGGCUACUGACAGCAACAAGCAGAAUCUCAGGCAGUAUUUUGAAGAGGCUUUUGAGUUCAUUGAGGAAGCUCAUCAGUGUGGAAAAGGUCUCCUCAUCCACUGCCAGGCUGGUGUCUCCCGAUCUGCCACCAUAGUUAUCGCGUACUUAAUGAAGCACACGCGCAUGACCAUGACGGAUGCCUAUAAAUUUGUAAAAGGCAAACGACCAAUCAUUUCCCCUAACCUUAACUUUAUGGGGCAGUUACUGGAGUUUGAAGAAGAUCUAAACAACGGUGUUACGCCGCGAAUCCUCACACCAAAGCUGAUCGGCGUAGAGACUGUCGUGUGACGGCAAAGCUGUGAGGAGGUGGUCAAUGAAGGGGUUAACCUAUUCUUCACCUAAUCUGGGGCAGUGGUGGGUGGGUUGUGGGUUUUUCUUUUUAGCUUUCAAGGAGGGUUUUGUGGCAAACUUUUUGUGAAUAAAAACUUUUUUUUCUUUUUUGUAAGGAAAGGUUUUUAAAAGAGAUCCAAGAACUUUGCUACGUUUGGGAUGCUGUUGUGAUUUCCUUCCCAAACACUGGCAGAGCAGGGAGGCUUUGGAGCAAAAGGAGUACUUUUUAAAAUCAAAACAAAAAGAAGAAAUAUUGGCCUUUUUUUUUUUUUUCUUUUCAUUUUUCCCUCCUCUCUAGCUACUUGUAGAGAUUAUGGCUAAGUAGUCUGUGCAGGUUCAUAGACUGAAGAAACCUAAGUUGAAGACGAAACACAAACAGCCAAAACAAAGCGGGAGAAAAAAAGAACUCCCUGAAACAUAAGGGCCUUCGUUCUGCAAAGGCUUUGCUAAAGAUAACCUAGCAAAACACUCACCAAUGCAAAGGAAAUUGGAGCAGCUUAAAAAGUCUGUAAGGCACUUUUCACACUCCUGACUCAAACUAAAGAAGAAAAAAGUUUAUUUGGCGUGUUUCAUGUUCCAGUUCUAUUUUUCUAUUUUGGGGUGUAAGGUUUUAACUGUAAGGGACUUUGAUCAUUCUAUGCCAUAUGCCUUCACUGGCUUCUUGUGCAAUAAUAAUUUCUGGUUUGUUUUGAGUGUUCAAACCAAUUAGAGUUGGCUGCCCACUAAUAAUAAGAUAAUAAUUUUUGAAGUCUCAUAGUGCAGCGGCAGCCGGCUUGGUUCAGAAAGGAUAAAUGAGAGCAAUUAUUUUGUUUCUUUAUAUGAUUUUGAUCCUGGUUACAGUGCCAUAAACCUUGUUACAUAUGUAUAUCAGAAUGUACAAAAAUCGAGAACGAGCAAAGUUUAUUUAAAAAUAUUUUUCGCACAAAAUAUUGUUGUGUUUCAGUUGUCUAUGUAAAAAAAAAAUUUGAUUAUAAAACAAAAAAUCUUUUGGAAAA
This is a messenger RNA of Antrostomus carolinensis (chuck-will's-widow), 1681 nucleotides long. RefSeq names its product dual specificity protein phosphatase 10. Gene Ontology annotation, biological process: negative regulation of JUN kinase activity; peptidyl-tyrosine dephosphorylation. Gene Ontology annotation, cellular component: cytosol; cytoplasm. The annotation marks the transcript as partial. Gene Ontology annotation, molecular function: MAP kinase tyrosine phosphatase activity; protein tyrosine/threonine phosphatase activity; MAP kinase tyrosine/serine/threonine phosphatase activity. Lineage: Eukaryota; Metazoa; Chordata; Aves; Caprimulgiformes; Caprimulgidae. The record is from RefSeq and is a predicted model, not a curated record. The transcript has 2 exons.